Messenger RNA from Macrosteles quadrilineatus (aster leafhopper), 1447 nucleotides. Its product is annotated as D-aspartate oxidase-like. The record is from RefSeq and is a predicted model, not a curated record. The transcript has 8 exons. The coding region runs from base 17 to 1006 and encodes 329 amino acids. Gene Ontology annotation, molecular function: FAD binding; D-amino-acid oxidase activity. Lineage: Eukaryota; Metazoa; Arthropoda; Insecta; Hemiptera; Cicadellidae.
UAAACCAGUUGCCACGAUGCCAACGAUUGCUGUUGUUGGUGCAGGAAUUGUAGGUCUUACCACGGCUGCCCAUAUUCAGUCACUCUUGCCUCAAGCACAGGUGACGAUUAUUGCUGAUAAGUUCAAUGGAGACACAACAAGUGACGGGGCGGCAGGACUUCUGCUUCCAGCGGCCAACUUCAGAGGCCCCACAUUUGAUAUCACUAAAGAUUGGAUAGCAUAUUCUUACAAAUAUUAUGAACAGUUAUUGCAAGAAAACUGUGGAGUUUAUGAAAUCUCUGGAUUCAUGUUGUCAUCUGUUCGAGAGGAAGAUGUCAAGAAUGAGCUGAUGGUAGGAGUAGCGGCAGAGUUCCGACCUGCCACACAUCAGGAACUUCUGCAAUAUCCUGGCAACUGGAAGUAUGGCUCCUUCAUGACGACUUUACUGAUUUGCUGUAGAACUUUCCUUCCUUGGCUACUUGAACGAAUCAAGUCGAGAGGAGCCACAGUGGUGAAGAGGACAGUUCAGGAUCUGAAGGAGUUGUCAGGGAGUUACGACGUUGUAGUCAACUGCUCGGGACUACAGGCACGUUGGCUCUGCGACGACAUCCAUGUUGCUCCCAUCCGGGGACAGAUAGUCAAGGUGAAAGCACCGACAGUAGAUAAAUUCUUGUUCGGCGAUGGUCCUGACACAUACAUAAUACCCAACGGAGACGGCUUGGUAUCACUUGGAGGGACAUGUCAAUACAACGUGUGGGAGCCUACUGUCAGGGCCCAUGACUCUGUAGGUAUCAAAGCUAGGUGCUCAGCCAUACUGCCAAGUCUGCAAUCCGCACCUGUAGCUUGGGAGUGGGCUGGACUGAGGCCUUACAGACAUUGUGUCAGAGUGGAGCCGGAGUGGUUUGGUUCAUCCAAGGUAGUACACAACUACGGACAUGGUGGAUACGGGGUAACAUCAGCCCCAGGCACAGCCCGUGAUGCUGCCAGGCUGGUGUUGCAACUCGUCAACUCUCACUCCAAACUGUGAUAUCCAACAUUUACAUCAAUACAAUCCCAAGACCCUCUCAAUGAGUAUAGCUAACCUAGUGUCUUGUUCUAAAUGUGAAUCUUUAGUAGAGACGCCAAUUGUUUAGUUUUUCUUCUUUCUGGAAUUUGUAGCUUUAGUUAGGCUUACUUAUUAUCACAGAUAAGGCAUUAUAAAUUAUUAGUUGUUGAUAACUUCGAAACAAUGGCAUUUAAGUGUAAAAAAACAACAUUAACUAACUCUUACUGAAAAAUUUUUGUUUUGUUUUUAAAGUUCAUAAUUGCGAAGGAUAACUAUUUUAAUUUUAGUUUAUGAACUUUUCAUACACUAGUGUGGAUUUUUUUACAAUUAUUAGCCCGCUGAAGUUGUGACCUCGCUAUGGAACUUCUCUCUCUGGAAUAACCUACAUAAAGUGUUAACCAAAAAUACAAAUACUAUACUGUU